Molecule: messenger RNA, 3288 nt
Organism: Esox lucius (northern pike)
Lineage: Eukaryota; Metazoa; Chordata; Actinopteri; Esociformes; Esocidae
Exons: 8
Coding region: 485-2026 (513 amino acids)
Biological process (GO): T cell receptor signaling pathway; B cell receptor signaling pathway; intracellular signal transduction
Cellular component (GO): plasma membrane; membrane raft
Source: RefSeq, a predicted model, not a curated record
CAGCCGAGGUAUAGAGUAUAGAGAUGGAGGGGGCUUGAAAAACUGUGAAGGAAAUUCUCACUGUUCGAUACAACACAGCGGAAAAUAGUUCGUCCGUCUGCUUGAUUUUCUUUUCGCGAAACUGGGGCGCAUGUACAGGGGGUGAAAGGGGGGGCCGGAGGUGUUCAAAAAUGCAGGGCUACAUUAUGCUCAUGUUUUAUCACACACAAGAAGCUCAGGUUAUCGCCUCCAACUGAUUAUGCUUGCGGGGAGUGGAUGGUCCGAAUGGAAGCAGAAUUUUAAGAAACCAACGAAAGUGGAUGCUGAGCGCCGUCGCGCCUCUCGAAUCUGUGAGCUGAGGCAGUCUGGUUUCAGAGCUGGCCAUGGGUGUACUUCAGCAACACUGAAGAACCCAGAGAGGCUGUGGCGCCUACGUGUGCAGUGUGCAUGUGUGUGGUGAGUGUGGGUGUGUGGUUGUGAGAGAGCGAGCGACCAGCGCUCCCACAUGGCCUCCAUGCAGGACGGGCUAAACUUCACGUCUCCUCCCUACGGCAAAGUCCUGCUGCUGGGUGCUAUCGCCGCCGCCUCAGCCUUCGUUGUCACCGUCCUCAUCGUGGUGCUCUGCGUGGGCUGCCAGAGGAAGGGAAAGUCCCAUAAUGUCUCCAGUGAAGGAGGGAAACACAGGCUGAUGGACAUGAAUAUACUCAGGCAGUCAAAGCUGCGUUCCAUCAGCAAGUCGGACGGUGAGAUGAACAAGCUUAACUGCAAUGGCAAGAAGUCAUCCAAAAAGAACCGCCCGGCUAGCAUGGACCUCCUGCUGCUGCCUAGCCGCCGGUCCAACUCUGACCUCCGUUCUGGGGGACGGACGCUACCCCAGAUCCCCGCUGGCUCCGGGGAGGAUGGGGAGCACACCUACUCUGAGGUAGGUCAACGUUCCUCCCCGAAGCGAGGCCCUGAUGACAACCUCUAUGCCAUAGUGGGCAGGGCCGGAGAGACAGACACGCCGGCCCCUCCUGCCGUCCCAGCCAACACCCCUGCCCCCCCCGAUCUAGACGGGGAUGGGUUGAAUGAACCACUCCCCGAGCCGGAGCCCAUGCCCCAGGCUAUGGCUCCGCCACACCUCCCAGAGACUACCGCGGAGUAUGCCUGCGUUCGGAAGCUCCGAAAGGUGGACAAGGCGGUCCCCCAGAAGAGGGACAGUGGGACGGACAUGGGUGAGGCGCCAGUGCCACCUCCCCGCCACGCCCCACCCUCGCACCCUGCCCCACCUCCACCACACCCUCACAGUGUGAAGAUGCCCCGGAAAAAUGUGGAGGCCUUCAACCUUCCCACAUUCCCGAAGGAGGCAGUGUUCAUGGGUAAUGGAGAGCAGUAUAUAUGGAAGCCUCCAGAGGACAAUGACAUCACCAUGCUUCAAAACAAACCGUUAGGCCCUCUGAGUCCUCACAGCGGAGAAAACAUACAGCCUCCCACUGCAAUGGUGGCAGAGAUGUACUCUAAGGUGUGCAAACCAGGCAAGAAGAAAAGAACUGUUUCAGGUUCCCCUCCAUCUAACAUUGGCUUCAGGACCUUGGGGCGCGGUGACCGGGACCGGGAGCGAGAUGGGGGGUUCAGCGUGGUGGUCAAGCCCCAGACCUGGGCCCCGCAGGAGGGGAAGCCCGUCGGGGGAGCCUCGGCAACUCUGGAGGACCACUGUUAUGAGUCCAUCGGGACGGGGGAAGAAUGCGACCCUGCCUACGAGCCUAUGGAAGGUGGCGGUGGUUGGAAGCGAGUCGGAGGAGCCGAGCGGCCUCCCAACACCUGCGCCACCCUCAGGCCCAGGAGGAAGAAAUCCCAGCAGCCUUUGCAGCAGCAGCAGCCUCCUCCGCCGCCACCGACACAGCAGACCCCCAAGUUACAGCACCUUCCAGCCAAAGCCCUGCUGCUGCCGGGGGAGAACCUGUACGAGAGCAUUGGGGACCUGAAGCAGGGCGGAACAGCCAACUCCAGCACCACCACAAUCUUCACCUUUAAUGAUGGCAUGGAGAUGUAUGUUACUGGGCUCUAACACUGCUCCCUAUGUGGCUGUGACCUCUCACCUCUUUCCCAGCAUUUAAAAAGACCACACCGGGGACAGCUGAUUAAGACCCUCUCAUGCUCACUCACACAUACUGUUUACAUUACAGUCAUAGCUUCCUGCCUUUCAGAGGCUAGGGCAACAGUGUUAGUCAAGGGUGAAUGGCCUGGACUGAACAGAAAGACCUUGGACGGGUCAUAACCCUAUGUUCAAUCCAAAGGCAAUGAUGAGAAAUGAGCACAAAAUAUUACAGCAAAAUCAGUAGGACGGUAGCACUGUGUGUGCAGAGCACAACUAGAAAGAAAAUGGCCUAAAUUCUUCCACCAUUUUAGCAGGUAGAAAUCACAGUUAAGUAAUUCAUUUCUAUGGUUACAAAAAACAUCAUUGUACUGGCAAUCCUGGAACCCUAAUUUAGGAAUGAGCACAAUUUCCCUUUUACUUCAUAUGUAGCACUUAGUCUGUAUAUUGCAGACCUUUCCCCCCCAAGUAAGUUGAGGUGUGAUUCAGGAAGGAAUUUAAAGAAUAAUAAUAUAAAUAAAUAUGAAUCAAAAGACUUGAAAGCUCAGGGACCAAGAGUCAAAUUAUGAGAGAUAAUUAACUAAAUUGCACACAUUUAUGCAUUCCUCCUAAAAAAUACAAAUCCGUUUCACCAUAUUCAGAUAAAAAAAAGACAACAUAUUUUUCCCUUUUCAUUUACAUAUUACAUGGACUGAUUACUGUCUCCACUGCCAUCUGUAAAUUAAGUGUUUUACUUUGUCAAUCCUUUUCCUGCACUUUGCCUGCUUAAUGUUGCAUGCUAAACAAAAAGACAAAAAAAAUCAUAAAAUCAAGCACUGUCAUGUGGUACCUAAGAAGAGUUUCUUUUUUUGUUACUGUUGUUGAUCGUUUAGUUAUUAUGUUGCUUUGUUUCUCUUAGAGAGCACAAUGUCAUUUUGAUUCAGGAUUACUGUGGCCACUGGGAAUCCCUGGCAAACGUUACUGUCAAGUUGGACACUGCCGUCACCUGCCACACAGAGGAGAGGAUAAUUCUGUCUGAACUACAGGGGCCACAUCCAGUCAAGCGGUUAUGCUGGGGAAGUCUACACACAUGUAAUAGCUCCAUCCUCACUCUCAGAACUGUUGAUCGUUCAGUCAAGAUACUGCUACCGCCCCAUGGACGCAAUUACCGAUUAUGGUGUAGCAGCUGUUAACAAACCCUGUGUCCAUGGCAUUAUUUAUGAACAUUUGAAUCCCCUCUCAAUCGCCAAAAAAAA